This is a messenger RNA of Leptosomus discolor (cuckoo roller), 2809 nucleotides long. NCBI's taxonomy places the organism in Eukaryota, Metazoa, Chordata, Aves, Leptosomiformes, Leptosomidae. The record is from RefSeq and is a predicted model, not a curated record.
AAAUCUCCUCUAUGUUUACCCUCAGAGGCUGAAUUUUGCUAAUCGAUUGGCUUCUGCAAGAAACAUUACCAUCAAGAUCCAGUUUAUGUGUGGUGAAGACCCAUCCUGUGCAAUGCCGGUAAUUUUUGGGAAAUCUUCAGGUCCAGAAUUUGUGCAAGAAAUCUACACAGCUAUCACAUAUCAUAAUAAGUCCCCUGACUUUUAUGAAGAAGUGAAAAUUAAGCUGCCAGCAAAACUCACAGAGAAACACCAUCUAUUGUUCACGUUCUAUCACAUCAGCUGCCAGCCAAAGCAAGGAGCAUCUGUGGAAACCCUUCUCGGGUAUUCAUGGCUGCCAAUUCUAUUAAAUGACCGUCUUCAAACUGGACAUUAUUGUCUCCCUGUUGCAUUGGAUAAGCUGCCUUUCCACUAUUCAAUUCACUCUCCUGAGAAAGUUCCAUCUCAGACACCACCUAUUAAAUGGGUUGAAGGACACAAGGGUGUUUUCAAUGUUGAAGUGCAAGCUGUUUCAUCUGUUCACACUCAGGACAAUCACCUGGAGAAGUUCUUCACUCUGUGCCAUUCUCUGGAAAGUCAGGUGACAUUCCCCAUUCGACUGAUGGACCAGAAGAUUACAGAGGCUACACUGGAACAUGAAUUGAAACUCAGCAUUAUCUGUUUGAAUUCUUCACGUCUUGAACCUCUUGUCUUGUUUUUACAUUUGGUACUAGAUAAACUUUUCCAGCUGGCUGUACAGCCCAUGGUCAUAGCUGGCCAGACAGCCAACUUCUCACAGUUUGCGUUUGAAUCUGUGGUUGCAAUAGUGAACAGUCUCCACAACAGCAAAGACCUGAGCAAAGACCAGCAUGGGAGGAACUGCCUCCUGGCAUCUUAUGUCUACUAUGUAUUUCGUCUGCCAGAUCCUCAAAAAGAAGUAGUCAAACCAGGUGCAGGCAGUAGUGCCAUUUUGACAGAGUCUCGUUACUACACAUUUGGACGCACUUCCGCAGUGUCUGUUGGGAGCAAACUUCUGCAGAGCCGAGUGAUAAGCUGCAGCAAUCCUGACAUUGCUGUUACACAAACGACUGCUGAUGAGGAGGUGAAAAACAUCAUGUCAUCCAAGCCUAUGGAUCACAGCUCCAGUCGGAUGUCUUUCUAUGUCGAAGGAACAAAUGACAUGCCAAGUGUUUGUGCAAGCCCAAGACCAACCAAUAAAAAGCAUUUCCAUGAGGAGCUGGCACUGCAGAUGGUGGUCAGCACAGGUAUGGUGAGAGAAUCUGUCUUCAAGUAUGCCUGGUUCUUCUUUGAGCUCCUGAUAAAGAGUAUGGCUCAAUAUGUUCAUAACAUAGAGAAGCAAGACAAUCCACGAAGAAGCCGGUUCUCCGAUCGCUUCAAAGAUGAUAUUACCACUAUAGUUAGUGUGGUUACUUCAGAGAUUGCUGCACUUUUAGUCAAACCACAGAAGGAAAGUGAGCAAGCAGAAAAAAUUAAUAUCAGCCUGGCAUUUUUCUUGUAUGAUCUUCUUUCUUUAAUGGACCGAGGAUUUGUGUUUAAUCUCAUCAAACAUUACUGUAAUCAGCUCUCAAACAAGCUGAAUUCACUCUCCACCCUGAUUUCCAUGAGACUGGAGUUCCUGAGAAUUCUCUGCAGCCAUGAGCAUUACCUCAAUCUGAACCUCUUCUUCAUGACCUCUGCGUCUGCUCCAGCAUCCCCCUCCCCCUCCUUAUCCUCCCAGAACUCUAGCUCCUGCUCUAGUUUCCAGGACCAGAAAAUCGCUGGUAUGUUUGACCUCUCAGCCGAAUACCGUCAGCAGCACUUUCUAAGCGGCUUACUUUUCACUGAAUUGGCAGCAGCACUGGACACAGACAGCGAGGGGAUGAGCAGAGUGCAAAGGAAAGCUGUGAGUGCUAUCCUUAGCCUGCUGAGUUCCCAUGACCUAGACCCACGCUGCUCCAAAAAAGAGGUGAAGAUUAAAAUUGCAGCUCUCUACCUCCCUUUGGUUGGUAUCAUUUUGGAUUCACUGGCACAACUCCAUGAUUUUACAAUUUCAGAUGCCCGCAGUGGAAAGGGACGCACAGGAAACCCAGAAGAAGAACAAGAGUCUACAGGUGCAAUCAGUCAAAACGUGGCCCUUGCCAUUGCAGGGAAUCAGUUCAACCUCAGGAGCUCUGGAAUAUCUCUGGUGUCUCUGCCUUACAGACAGAGUGCCACAUUAGGUCCUGAUACUACUCGCAACCUUUUGAUCUGUUUCCUCUGGAUCAUGAAAAAUGCUGAUCAGAAUCUAAUACAGAAAUGGAUUGCAGACCUCCCAUCCAUGCAGCUGAAUAGGAUUUUAGACCUCCUUUUCAUUUGUGUCUCUUGCUUUGAGUACAAGGGCAAACAAAGCUCGGAUAAAGUUAGCACCCAAGCACUCCAAAAGUCACGAGAUGUAAAGGCCCGAUUAGAAGAGGCUUUGCUGAGAGGUGAAGGAGCCAGAGGAGAAAUGAUGAAGCGCUGCAGGAUACCAGCUGGGAACGACAGAUCAGUGGGGAUAAAUGAAAACCUGCGCUGGAGAAAGGAGCAGACUCACUGGCGGCAAGCAAAUGAGAGACAAGAUAAGACAAAAGCUGAGCUAGAUCAAGAAGCUCUGAUCAGUGGAAACCUGGCAACUGAAGCUAACUUGAUCAUUCUCGAUAUGCAAGAGAACAUCAUCCAGGCAAGCUUUGCAGCAGAGUGCAGAGACAAUCUUUUGGGAGGAGUUUUGAAGGUCCUGGUAAAUUCUCUUGGCUGUGAUCAGAGCACCACUUACCUGACUCAUUGCUUUGCUACACUCAGAGCGCUCAUUGCUAAG